Messenger RNA from Paramecium primaurelia, 1190 nucleotides. The record is from the annotation of a GenBank genome assembly. NCBI's taxonomy places the organism in Eukaryota, Ciliophora, Oligohymenophorea, Peniculida, Parameciidae.
AUGCAAAAUAAUGACAUUAUAUUAAAAUGCUCAAUUCCUAAUCAUGAUGCUCUUGUAUAAUUUGUUUGUUUUGAACCAUAUUGCCAAGACACUAGAUUGUUUUGUAAUUAAUGUAAAACAAAUGAAAUUCAUCAAAAUCAUACCCAAAGAUGUGUUGAAUUACCUAAAUUGUUUGAUUAUGUUGUAAAAGUUGGUUAAGAAUGUGAUGAUCUACUUGAUAUAUUGGUUAAAUAAUGGAAUUCAAUCAAUCAUUAAUUUUUAAAAUUCAUUCAAGGAAUCAAAGAAAAAUACUUAAUAUCACAUUCAUAAUUGAUCUUACUAAAUAUUUCAUAAUUGAAUUAGACCUUAGAACAAUUGAUAAAUUUUCAAUCAUAUAAAUCUUUAAUCAAAAAUUCAAUUCAAAACAAUUUAUUUGAUUUUAAUGAAAAAAUUGAAAAAUUAGAACAAGAUCUCAGACUACAUGAAAAACCAAUUUCUUUUCAUAUAUCUGAAUAAGACAUUAAGAAAUCAUUAGAAUUAUUUUAAAAAGGUAUUAAAUCUAAUAAUUUAGGAUAUGAAUUAUAUUACGAUAAUGAAAAGUAUGAUGAAGCUAUUCUAAUCUUAGACCAAGCAAUAAAUAUAAAUCCAAAUAACUAAUUAGCAAUAUGGUGUAAAGGUAUUACAAAUAUUAAUUUAUUAGCUGCAAGUCUAAGAAUGUUGGGAUAAUAUAAAAAGGCUAUUAUUUGGGCUGAUAAAUCAUUGCUUUUAGAUCCUAAACAUAGUUUUUCACUUUAUUGUAAAGGUAAAAGUAUAUUUUCUAUUUUUUAGCUGCAUGUUUAAGAAUGUUGGAUAAAUAUGAUGAAGCAAUUCUUUGGGCUAAUAAAGCAUUAGCAAUUGAUCCUAAAGAUUGUUUUGCUUUAUCAUGUAAAGGUAUUUUUGAUUCUAUACUAAAGGAUCCUCUCUAAGAUUGAUGAAAAGGUUCAACGAAGCAAUUAAAGUAAUUAAUGCAUCAUUAACUAUAAAUCCCAAUCACUUUGAUUCUUUAAAAGAAAAAGGUUAUCAUAAAGAUCAUUUAUAUUAAUAGGUGCAUGUUUACAUGAUGAACAUCAAUAUCAAUAAGCAAUUUUAUUUUAUGAAUAGGCUUUGAGGGUUUUUCCUUAUGAUUAAUGGACCAAAAUUAGACGAGGUAUAGAUUCAUAUUAAUUCAAGAU